Messenger RNA from Coregonus clupeaformis (lake whitefish), 1269 nucleotides. RefSeq lists its product as uncharacterized. Lineage: Eukaryota; Metazoa; Chordata; Actinopteri; Salmoniformes; Salmonidae. Gene Ontology annotation, molecular function: signaling receptor activity. The record is from RefSeq and is a predicted model, not a curated record. The coding region runs from base 31 to 1269 and encodes 412 amino acids. The transcript is spliced from 12 exons.
GUUACUAGCCAUCUCAGAUCGGUUGGCAGGAUGUCUCUGCUGCUUUGUUGUGCAGUGAUGGCUCUGCACCUCGUAAAAGGGGUGGAUGCUGCCUCGGGGGUGGUGAACACCACAGACCAGGAGGUGGUGGGGGUGGAGCCCCAGUCCCCAUGCCCAGCCGGAUGGCAUCAGAAUGGGCAUCGCUGCUUCUCCUUCUACCCCGUCUGGGCCACCUGGUCCACAGCAGAGUCGUACUGCUCCCAGCACGGAGGGAAUCUAGUGUCGGUUCACAGCCCGGGUCAACAGGUGUUUGUCCAGGACCUGGUCAGGAGACACACAGACCAGCCUGUCAGGAUGGGAGGCUACGACGCAGCUCAGGAGGGGAUGUGGCUGUGGAGUGACGGCUCAGCUGUUGAUCAUUUUUACUGGGAGGAGGAUGAGCCCAGUAACUCUGGACAGGGGGAGAACUGUAUGGAGCUACACACUGGAGCUGGGCAGGGAUGGAAUGGCGUGUCCUGUGGAGAGCUGAGGUUCUACGUGUGUUCGAUGGAGACAAGAUCUGGUUUAGCAGCAUUAGCAAGUCAGAAGCAAGCACACGAGAGAGAACUGGUUGAAGAGGUGAGUAUUUAUGACGUCCUGUGGGAGACCAGUAAGAGAGUAGCAGAUGAGACCCUCUACUCAGCCUUCCUCAGAGGGAUGUAUACCAGACGUCUGCCUGCCCGCUGCUACGCUGACUUCUGCCACCAGGAGGCGCUAUACCUGGACAGAGUCAUCACCAUGCUGCAGGUGCUGAUCAGAACAGUCCAGGGUCCCCCAGACAUCAUGCUGUUUCUCCAGACAACACAUCAACACUACCAGGAGUCUCUGAAGGAGGCCCAAAACCAAACUCCACCACACCUGAACCUGUCCUCCAUCCAGCCCUCUGCAGCCGUGCGUCAGUACCUCCAGAGCUUCCAUGACAUAGUGAAUGAGGAGCCCAUUUACUGGCUGGUGUCUCUGCUGCCCAGAGCCCUGCUCAGACCUUACCUGGCACAGCACCUGCCCCUGGGAGAGAGGACCAGACCAGGCCCCAUGCCCUGCCUCUACCCCUGGCUAAGCCUCUUCCCCUGCCCCUGCUACCAGUGGGGGGGAGAGGACAUGAAGUCAGACCAGAGAAACCAGAAGGACAAGUCAGGGUCAUAUUACAGGCCUCUACUGGAGAAGUACCAGGAUGUGAUAGACGUCUAUAAGGCUGUCAACAUCUUCAGAGUCCAGAUGAUCAACGAGAAGGCUCUCUUCACCUCCAGGUGA